UGCCAGAUUUACAUACUGUAAGCUGGAUUUGCGAAUUCGCCCCGCUGAACAACUAGUCUGAAAUCCUCAAGAGCGAAGAACAAGACUUCGUUGCAAGGGGUUGAGAGGAGUGCCCGACGGCACAGUGGAUCAACCCUCGUGGAACUGACCUGUGUACUAAGUCUCUCAAGAUGGCUACCACAGUGGACAAGAUCAAGGAGAUCGAGGCCGAGAUGGCCCGAACUCAAAAGAACAAGGCGACUUCGUUUCAUCUCGGCCAGCUGAAGGCCAAGCUGGCCAAACUAAAGCGAGAGCUCCUGUCCCCCUCGUCUGGCGGAGGUGGCGGGGGCCCUGGCUUCGACGUGGCCAGAACCGGCGUUGCCAGCAUCGGCUUCAUCGGAUUCCCAUCGGUAGGGAAGAGUACUCUGAUGAGCAGAUUGACUGGCCAGCACUCGGAAGCCGCCGCAUACGAGUUUACCACGUUGACUUCGGUACCUGGACAGGUCAUGUACAACGGGGCGCCGUUGCAAAUGAUUGAUCUUCCGGGUAUCAUCGAGGGGGCCAAGGACGGGAGAGGCCGUGGUCGCCAAGUCAUCGCUGUCGCUAAGACGUGUCAUUUGAUCUUCAUCGUGUUGGACGUAAACAAACCCUUGACGGACAAACGAGUCAUUGAAACCGAACUCGAGGGAUUCGGGAUCCGUAUCAACAAAGAACCGCCCAAUAUCACCUUCAAGAAGAAGGACAAGGGUGGACUUAACAUCACCAGUACCGUGCCGCUAACCCACAUCGACCACGAUGAGAUCAAAGCUGUCAUGGCCGAAUACCGUAUCAACUCGGCAGACAUUGCCAUCCGCUGCGACGCAACGGUUGACGAUCUGAUCGACAUCCUGGAAGCCAAGAGCCGCAGCUACAUCCCCGUCAUCUACGUCCUCAAUAAGAUCGACGCAAUCAGCAUCGAGGAACUGGACCUGCUGUACCGAAUACCCAACGCCGUGCCCAUCAGCUCUGAACACGGAUGGAACGUUGACGAGUUGAUGGAGGUCAUGUGGGAUAAGUUAAAAUUGGUCCGGGUUUACACGAAGCCGAAAGGGAAGAUGCCGGACUACUCAUCGCCUGUGGUGCUGCGUUCCACUAGGUGCACAGUCGAGGACUUUUGCAACGCAAUCCACCGAAGCAUCGUCGAGCAAUUCAAGACGGCCAUCGUGUACGGCAAGUCCGUGAAGCACCAACCUCAACGCGUGGGGCUCGCCCACGAGCUGGCGGACGAGGAUAUAGUAACGAUUGUUAAGAGAUGAGUAAAUACAGAACGGGACUCCAAAAGGGGGGGUGUGGUGGUGGUGGUUAGGACCCUUGAUGCGCCUUUUAACACAUGCACGGCCAGAAGGGGUGAUCGAGUUCCAACCAGUCUCGGCUGGCUCGCGGGCGCGCCCCCGCGGCCGCAAAAGGGCCGCAGGUUCUACCUAGAUAGCACAAUGGACAGACGGAUACGUCUAGCGAGCAUCUCCCAACUCACGACGCCGUUGGGCAGCUUCGAGAGCAGGGGGAUGCGGCUAUCUGCAGAUUCACGGAUCAAGG
Messenger RNA from Durotheca rogersii, 1554 nucleotides. Its product is annotated as P-loop containing nucleoside triphosphate hydrolase protein. The transcript is spliced from 7 exons. Gene Ontology annotation, molecular function: GTP binding; GTPase activity. Gene Ontology annotation, cellular component: cytoplasm. The record is from RefSeq and is a predicted model, not a curated record. Gene Ontology annotation, biological process: cytoplasmic translation. NCBI's taxonomy places the organism in Eukaryota, Fungi, Ascomycota, Sordariomycetes, Xylariales, Xylariaceae. The coding region runs from base 171 to 1274 and encodes 367 amino acids.